CUCCCACUGCUUGGAGCUGCACUUUUCGGCCUUUCUUCCAUUCUCUGGUUUUUCCUGCACGGGAAAAAGGUUCCACUUUUCCUCGCAAACUCGAGUACCCUUUUACGGAUUUUGUCCUUUUUCGCUUUACCAAUUCCAAUAUUGCGGAGCUUUUCGGAGAUAUUUGUUUGGUGGUCGAAGGGCAAGAAGGUUCUAGACUUCCCGUUGCACGUGGAGAUUGUGAGCGAGCGAACUGGGUUCUACGAUCUCCUUCUUAAUCUUCUCCAUCUUCACCUUACUGGCUCUGCCAUGCUCGCAUUAUCGAGAGGCUUUGUUUGGCGUCUGCAACGUUUGGCCAUCGAUUCACCCUCGCCGCUCCGAUUUCUUAGUUACGAUGCAGCGAUUCAGACUCCGAUUAUUGAUCCAAAACCCGGUUUGAUGACCUCAAAUUCCAAGCGAACUGGGCUUAUAGCGGUAAAGUGUGGAAUGAGCGCUCUUUGGGAUAAAUGGGGUGCUAGAAUCCCAAUCACUGUGCUUUGGGUGGAUGAUAACAUUGUGUCUCAGGUUAAGACCCCAGAGAAAGAAGGUUUUUGUUCUCUCCAGAUUGGUUGUGGACAGAAGAAGGAAAAACAUUUGACCCAGCCUGAAGUUGGUCAUUUUAGGGCGCAAGGAGUUCCACUGAAGAGAAAGCUUAAGGAGUUCCCAGUGACAGAGGAUGCACUACUUCCUGCAGGAACAUCACUUAAUGUUCGCCAUUUUGUUCCCGGCCAGUAUGUUGAUAUCACGGGAAUAACCAAAGGAAAAGGUUUUCAGGGUGUGAUGAAGCGGCAUGGAUUUAAGGGAAUGCCAGCAUCCCAUGGUGCUUCAUUGUCCCACCGAAGCCUUGGUUCUACUGGUCAUAUAACUGGUCCUGGAAGGGUUUUUAAAGGUAAAAAGAUGCCUGGGAGAAUGGGUGGAGAUCAAAGAACAGUUAAAAAUGUAUGGGUCUACAAGAUUGAUCCAGCAAGGAAUUUGAUGUGGGUGAAAGGCCAGGUUCCAGGAGCUACAGGGAACUUUGUUUUUAUAAAAGAUGCUGUAUACGAAAAACCUGACAUAUCUCUACUUCCUUUCCCAACUUACUUUGCCCCAGAAGACCAAGAUACUCAUAAUUUGAAACCAUUGGUUGCUGAGCUAGGAGAUGUGGAUCCAUUUAUCGUUACUGAUUGAAGACCUGUUUUUUUUUAUAGGUUCACUUCUGCAUUCAUGUUUUCUGAGUAUAGAUGGUAAAAUGAGAUUUUUUAGGAACCUUUUUACCUGUCUUUUUGACCAAAUCUAAAUUAGAUUGGGCAAAGCAUGGUUGUCUUGCAAUGCUACAAAUAAUGAAAAAGUAAUAGAAAAUGAGUAUGAAGAUGGGA
Messenger RNA from Vigna angularis (adzuki bean), 1373 nucleotides. Its product is annotated as 50S ribosomal protein L3-2, mitochondrial. Gene Ontology annotation, biological process: translation. NCBI's taxonomy places the organism in Eukaryota, Viridiplantae, Streptophyta, Magnoliopsida, Fabales, Fabaceae. The coding region runs from base 289 to 1185 and encodes 298 amino acids. Gene Ontology annotation, molecular function: structural constituent of ribosome. The transcript has 6 exons. The record is from RefSeq and is a predicted model, not a curated record. Gene Ontology annotation, cellular component: ribosome; mitochondrial large ribosomal subunit.